GACCUUUCCCUUCAUUCCUGCAGAUGGACACUCUGGACGCUGUGGGAGAUGAGAUCAGUGGAAUGGCGCGCUGCCCGUAUGACACCAAACACGCCAACGUGGCCCUGUUCGCCGAUGGGAAGUUAUACUCGGCCACAGUCACGGACUUCCUGGCGAUCGAUGCGGUGAUCUACCGCAGUCUAGGCGACAGUCCGACCCUUCGGACGGUCAAACACGACUCCAAAUGGCUGAAAGAGCCGUAUUUCGUGCAGGCCAUCGAGUACGGCGAGUUCAUCUACUUCUUCUUUCGGGAAAUCGCCAUGGAGUACAACAGCAUGGGGAAGGUGGUGUUUCCGCGAGUGGCUCGCGUGUGUAAGAACGACCGUGGCGGCUCGCAGCGAGUGCUGGAGAAACAGUGGACUUCUUUCCUGAAGACGCGCCUCAACUGCUCCAUCCCUGGAGACUCACACUUCUACUUCAACAUCCUGCAGGCCGUCACCGACGUCAUCCACAUCAGCGGCCACGACGUGGUCAUGGCCACCUUCUCCACGCCGUACAACAGCAUCCCGGGAUCGGCCGUCUGCGCGUAUGACAUGGUGGAUAUCGCGGCGGCCUUCACCAGACGCUUCAAAGAGCAGAAGUCGUCCGAUUCCACCUGGACCCCCGUCCCCGAGGAGAAGGUGCCCAGACCCAGGCCAGGCGUCUGCGCAGGAUCUUCCCCUGGAGAGAAAUUCAAAGUGUCCAACGAGUUCCCGGAUGAAACGCUGAACUUCAUCAAGCUUCACCCGCUGAUGGACGAGGCCGUUCCUUCCAUCGCCAAUCGGCCGUGGUUCCUCAAGACGAUGGUCCGAUAUCGUCUGACGCGUAUAGCCGUGGAUAACGCUGCCGGCCCUCAUCGCAACCACACCGUGGUUUUCCUGGGAUCGGAGCGAGGAAUCGUGCUGAAGUUCCUGGCCAAGAUGCAGAGCGGCUUCCUGAACGACAGCCUGUUUCUGGAGGAGCUGAGCGUCUAUAACCAAGAGAAGUGCAGCAUUGAUGGCGUGGAGGACAAGCGCAUCAUCAGCAUGCAGAUUGACAGCAGGAGUCACUCUCUGUUCGUGGCCUUCACCUCAUGUGUGGUCAAAGUCCCGCUGUCCCGCUGCGAACGUCAUGGGAAGUGCAAAAAGUCCUGUAUCGCCUCCAGGGACCCGUACUGUGGCUGGGUGUCAGAGGGCGCCUGUAAAGAAAUCUCAUUGGACCCAAAAUGGCCGUUCGAGCAGGACGUGGAACAGGGCAACACAGAUGGACUGGGCGACUGCCAAAAUUCGUUCGUGGCUCUCAAUGAGCAUCAGCGCAGGCAGCAGGGUGUGAGCGAUAUUACCCAGAAUGCUGCGCGCGGCCUCCUCACCACCGUCCCUCCUCUGGCCCCCGGGGGCCCGCUGCUCCGGGGCCGCAUGGUCAAGCCGAAGGAGGCCGUUCCCUCAGAGACGCAGCAGGAGAGCGCCGGGGUGAUCCGUGAGACGUUCCACCGAGAUCGCGAUCAGAUGGUUCCCGUCACGCUCCUGGCCAUCGCCAUCAUCCUCGCCUUCAUCAUGGGUGCCAUCUUCUCCGGCAUCGUGGUCUACUGCGUGUGCGACCAUCACCGCCGGCGGGACUUCGAGCUGCCCGGCCGCAAAGAUAAGGACUCGGUUCAGUCCCGACGGGGCUCCAUGAACAGCGUCACCAAGCUGACGGGGCUCUUCGAGACGCAAGCCAAGGACGGACGGACAGAAGCCAUUCUGACCCCACUCAUGCACAACGGCCGCUUGGCCAACGGAAAGAUGCUCAUCAAAGCUGACGAGCACUUGGAUCUGACCGCUCUGCCCACGCCCGAAUCCACGCCUAUGCAGCCGCGGCGCAAACCCAGCCGAGGCAGCCGCGAGUGGGAGCGCAACCAGAACCUGAUCAACGCCUACACCAAAGACUUGCCCUCCAUGGGCUCUGUGGUCAUCCCGACGGAUUUGCCUUUGCGGGCGUCUCCGGGCCACAUCCCCAGCGUGGUAGUGCUGCCUUUGCCCCAACACCAGCAUGAGUAUGUAGAGCAACCGCACCGCGGAGAGCUCGCCACUGACCAGGCCGCCACACUGGAGUACAAGUCCCUCAAGAGCCCAAGCUUGGCGGAUGGCGAGAGAGCGCCUCCAAGAGUCCCCCAGCGAGAGGCGUCUCUGGGAACCAUGGUUCCUCAAAUGGGCAAGAGGUUGGACGUGCAUUCGUCCGUAUACGGCCGUGGCUAUCCCAUGAGCUCGGGCCUCAAGAAACAGCACAACACCAACUCGUCCAACUCAUCCCACAUGUCCAGGAACCACAGUUUCCGUGUGGAGACACCUCCUCCGCCCGCUCCGCAGCGAGUGGACUCCAUGCACGUCACCUCUCCGCCGCCGAUCCUCGGUCUGUCGCGCCAUCCCAGCCUGAGCUCAUACGGCUCUCUCCCCAGGCAUCUCAAACCUGACGUUCCUCCUAAACCGAAUCUGGUGUCCCUUUCCACAAAAGCCAAGUCCGGAGACUCCUGCACAUAAUCGAGCGCAGCAGGAUGAAAGACGGGGAACGUGAAAGUGUGUCUGCUUUGUACAGCUGUGUACAGGAAAUGCAACUCACUUUUCUUUAUUUUGUUUUGUACAUUUUGUAAUACAUGUCGAGCUCAGGCUGAUGCGUGUCUCUGUUCCCAAAAAAAGGAGGAACUCCAGCUGGGAAGGUGGCCGCAUUGUUGCCAAAAGCACACCGGAGACGGGCGCGGAAGCUACGAGAGACGCCACAGAUAUCUUGGACGCACAGAUGGGAAUAGAAGCUGGAGUUUACCAUGGAAAACUGUGAAAAGCCACCGCCUGGACAAAGCAAUCGAGUUCUGCCUUCGCGCAAGAGUUCAACACAUCUACUGAAAACGUCGACUGAAUAACACGUGACUGUUAAUACUAAUCGCGGGUUGUAUUUAUUUUUUAAUAAAGUGCUUUUGCAGAGAGAGCGUCUCAUUUAGGCUUGACUGAGAUGGGAAUGAUCGUUUUAGUUUGAAUUAAUCUAUUUAAAGUCAUUAAACUGGAGCCAGUACUUCUGUCCACUAUCUCUUGCUAAGCAAAAUCAGAGACGACUCUGGAAGCCUCCGUACGGAAGGAAUAUUUCUCGAGCCGUGCCAGAGGGGCUUGUGGGUAGAGCUUACAGCCCACAGGUUGACAGGAGCUCCUCAAUCUCAUCUUCGUGACUUUCUGUUGAAAGUCCAUCCGAGUGCCAUUCUCGCCGCACUUGAGAUGCUUUCAGACGUACGGUUUCCUCUCGUUCAUGUCCAAACAAGCCUGUUUUUCUCCUUCCACCUGUAAAUGUGUGCCUUACACCCCUGAGUAGUGAAGCAUUUGUUAGCUGUUAACUGUCGUAGUUCUUAUGAUGACGUUUGUUUCCCUCGUUUGAUUA
Messenger RNA from Sinocyclocheilus grahami, 3396 nucleotides. RefSeq names its product semaphorin-6A-like. The record is from RefSeq and is a predicted model, not a curated record. The transcript has 14 exons. Gene Ontology annotation, molecular function: chemorepellent activity; semaphorin receptor binding. NCBI's taxonomy places the organism in Eukaryota, Metazoa, Chordata, Actinopteri, Cypriniformes, Cyprinidae. Gene Ontology annotation, biological process: semaphorin-plexin signaling pathway; axon guidance; positive regulation of neuron migration. Gene Ontology annotation, cellular component: plasma membrane. The coding region runs from base 24 to 2513 and encodes 829 amino acids.